CUUCCACAAUCGAUAAGCCUAGUUUUUGCAAGGAAUAGCAUGUUGUUGGAUACCCAAUCACCAAGCGGGCUAUUGAGUCAGGUAAUAGAAAUUAUUGGGAUUUUACCAAAUAGAGUAUGUGUAUGUGGUAGUGCAAGAAGCAACAAAUUAAUGAAUCUACAAUUAUCCAAUUGCUUCCCUUCUGAAACUGAGGGUGCUGAAUUUGAAGAUGGGGAUGUAUCAAUGAAUCGGCGGUUAUCCAAUUACUGUCCAUCUGAAAUUGAGAGUGCUGAAUCUGAAGAUGGGAACAUAUCAUUGCAACCACAGUUGACCAAUUACUUCCCAUCUGAAACUGAGGGUGCUGAAUCAGAAGAUGGGGACAUAUCAAUGGAUUGGCAGUUCUCCAAUCACUUCUUAUCUGAAACUGUGGGUGCUGAAUCUGAAGAUGGGGACAUAUCAAUGGAUCAGCAGUUCUCCAAUCAUUUCCCAUCUGAAACUGAAGGCGUUGAAUAUGAAGAUCGGGACAUUGAACGUACUAUUUAUGUAUGGGGAACCGAGAUGCCAAAAUGGUUUAAUCAUCUGAGUGUUGAAAAUUCCAUAUUUUUCUGGGUUGGUCGCAGAUUUCCAAAAUUGGCUGUCUGUGUUGUUUGUGGACCGAAUGAGGCACAAGGAUAUUCUCAUGAAUUUGGCAUUUUUUACAUUUCCAUCAAUGGUUGUGAAAAACGUGAAUCUGGGAGUUUUUGUCGAUUUCAAAAUGAUUAUAAUCUUCAGUACUUACAUUCUCCACCUCGACGACUUCUACAGCAGUAUUUGAAUGAAUCAAAUCCAACUGACCAGAAUCAUGUUACAUAUAGCAUUCAAUAUCCUUUUAUAAAAAGGUGGGGGGUCCAUGUAGAAUGCACCUGUCCUCCUCAUGAAUCUUUAAUACCUAACUUGCCCCUUCUAACAGCUGGACAUGAUGAUGAUGAUGUUGUUGAUUACUUGCGUGAGUUGCCAUUUUUUGGAUGUGAUGAUAAAGAAGAAUAUCAGUCUCCUCUGGUCCAUGAUGACAUAUCUAUGUCGUGCAUGAGUUGGCUAAUUGGGGCCACCACCAAGCUUUUUAAGAUAUUUUGCUUUUGCUGCCCCAGAGAUUUUUCUUGAACUGAGGCCCUUAGACCUUACUGCCCACCAGCCUUGAACAUUUCGUUCUGUUCUCUAGACCUUGGUGGGUUUUGUUUGUUUUCAACUUCAAUGGCCCAAGACCUUGGUGUACAUUUGAUGCCAAGUUGACUGGGAUGGUUGCCAUUGAAGUCACUGAUAGUUAUGAGCUAUAAGCAUCUCAAUCUUCAUGGCAUACUGUGAAUGGAAGACAUGGGCAGUCUAGCAAAUUUUUUUGUGGACCUUAAAAAAAAUCCUAGAGCAGACUGAUUUGGUUUAACCUACAUUACAAAUAGCACUUAAGUGAAGCAACACAGGAUGAGACACAUUGUCUCCUUCAAGUACUCAAAGAACUGUCUCUUGGCAUGCUUGUCCUCAGCUCUGUGGGGAUGUGGCAAAUGCAUCAAGGAGUUCGUGCCCUUAAACAUGCGAAGAAUUGCAAUGUCUAGAUUAUCACUCCUAUGCCUUAUCAUGCUCAAAUAUAUUAAUAGCUUUAUGCAUUAUUGGACAUUCGAGGUCAGUAUUUCCUAUCCUCUAGAAAAUGCUGUUUUCCAAACUUUGUCAAGAUGUUUCCAUAUUGCUAAUGCUUUGUAAUGAGUCUCUUUGCCUCAACCCCCAGGUAUCUAUGGUGAAAAAAUAUUACAUUAGGUGGUGCGCUACCGGACCCUUAAAGAUAGUGGAAAACACUUUUGGAGCAAUUGAAUACAAUACUUAGACCUAGAACUAUUUGUAUCUUUGGUCUAGUUGUACUCUUGUUACUUUUCUUCUGCUAUGGGUGAGCAGGGCCAUUCUUUUGUUUUUUAACUCUCUCUCUCUCUGUUUUCCCCCUGCUUCAAGACAUUGAAUGUUGCCCGUACGUGCAAUUUCUAUUAGCAAUUUAGGAAUGGAAAUCUACAUAAUCAUUAUUGGACUACUAAAAAUCAUGUUGGUGAAGUUUAUUUUAUGAAACAAGUUAUCUAGCACCAUUAUUUUUUCCUUGAUAAGUGUCUCAUAAAAUGUAUGCUUUUCUGCAUAAACAGUUGAAUGUUAGUACUGUUGUUUAUCAACAACACUCAAGUGCUACUGCAGCUUCCUUUUGAAAAGUAUGGUUAGAUGUUGGAUGGAGAGAUCUGAUUGAAAAGUGAGAACAAUGAACAAGGAAAAUGUGAGAAGGCUCCGAAGCAAGAUGUUGAGCACAAGAAAGCUUGUGAAGAUUCAGCUCACUUUUGUAGUUUGUAUGCAUUCCCUGAAGACUACAUAUCAAAGUUAAAAGAAAGG
Molecule: messenger RNA, 2373 nt
Organism: Quercus lobata
Lineage: Eukaryota; Viridiplantae; Streptophyta; Magnoliopsida; Fagales; Fagaceae
Exons: 6
Coding region: 40-1119 (359 amino acids)
Source: RefSeq, a predicted model, not a curated record